AGAUUGAUAAAUUAAACGUGGCCAAGAAAACGGCAGAUAUUUUCUUCAUUGAUUAUGGUAACUGUGAGGAGGUUUCACAGGAGCAUUUGGCACCUUUACCAUCGGCUGAUUACUCAAUAAACAGUUUCCCGGCUGCAGCGACAUUAUAUGGAUUGGCGUUCAUGACAUUACCAAGUAAUGACAGUGAAGCUUUGGCCGAUGCGAAAGGAGCUUUCGAGAACAAUAUAAUUGGCAAAGAGUUUUAUGUGAAGAAAGAGUAUGCGGACAGUGUGAACGGAGUACCUGUGGAGAUGGUCAGUCUAAUUGAUGUGGAAAGUAAAGAAAACGGUUGCGUCAAUUUAGUAAAACAAGGUUACUUUAUGGUGAAGAAUAGUAUUCGUGAGAGGAGGAAAGACACCAAGUUCAACAAGAGUUUAUCGACAUUCAAAAGCGCUCAAGAAGAGGCGAAAAGAAGAGACUAG
Panonychus citri (citrus red mite) is the source of this 461-nucleotide messenger RNA. RefSeq lists its product as uncharacterized. Bases 162 to 461 code for a protein of 99 amino acids. The record is from RefSeq and is a predicted model, not a curated record. NCBI's taxonomy places the organism in Eukaryota, Metazoa, Arthropoda, Arachnida, Trombidiformes, Tetranychidae. The transcript has a single exon.